UUUCAAUCUCAACAUCAGAGGUGUAUUUGUACCACUAACAUAAAACUAUAUAAAUCAUGAAUGUAAGUAUUUAUCUCUCUUUAGAUUAGGAUGGAGAUGAUGACAUUGCGCAUACUGUACUCCUCAUGCCGCACAGGCACUUUUGCAAUCAGACUUGGGCCUGUUCGUCCCUUCAGCCUUACUGUCCACAGAGGAGGCUACAAAAAUGUGAAUGCUGAGGAGUUGCCUAUGGACAUGAAGUCCAUCACAGACCGUGCAGCACAAACACUGCUGUGGACUGAACUAUUCAGAGGUUUGGGCAUGACCAUGAGUUAUUUGUUUAGAGAACCAGCUACUAUCAAUUAUCCAUUUGAGAAAGGCCCUCUUUCCCCCCGUUUUCGUGGUGAACAUGCUCUGCGCAGGUAUCCAAAUGGAGAGGAGCGCUGUAUUGCGUGCAAACUGUGUGAGGCUGUCUGUCCUGCUCAGGCCAUCACUAUAGAAGCAGAGACCCGUGCAGACGGCAGCAGAAGAACAACCCGUUACGACAUUGACAUGACCAAGUGCAUUUAUUGUGGAUUCUGCCAGGAGGCCUGUCCUGUGGAUGCAAUUGUAGAGGGCCCUAAUUUUGAAUAUGCCACUGAGACUCAUGAAGAGCUGCUGUAUAAUAAGGAGAAACUGUUGAACAAUGGAGAUCGAUGGGAGGCUGAGAUUGCUGCUAACAUUCAGGCAGAUUACCUGUACAGAUGAACAAUUAAAGCUUAGAUAACAUCCUGAUGAUUUUAGAUAAUCAGGACAGCAAAAAACAACAGCAAAACAAACAAUAGUGAACAUCAGUUCAUAAGCUGUAGUGAAACUAAAAAUGGCACUUUAUAUAGAACCACAAGAAGAAUUCAUAUAUUUGCUGUCUAAACGCACAACGCAAGCAAUAAACAAACAUAAUAUAAUGUGCAAUGAAUGUUUAUCUAUCUGUAUUACAUAUCUGUAAACAUUCAAACAUAAGUUAUACUCAGUGUUCACAGCAUGUAUUUCUUUCUUCUCUGAUAAUGUGAUUUAAUGACAAAUAAAAC
Messenger RNA from Labeo rohita (rohu), 1046 nucleotides. RefSeq names its product NADH:ubiquinone oxidoreductase core subunit S8b (gene ndufs8b). Gene Ontology annotation, biological process: mitochondrial electron transport, NADH to ubiquinone; mitochondrial respiratory chain complex I assembly. The transcript has 6 exons. Gene Ontology annotation, molecular function: 4 iron, 4 sulfur cluster binding; NADH dehydrogenase activity. Lineage: Eukaryota; Metazoa; Chordata; Actinopteri; Cypriniformes; Cyprinidae. Gene Ontology annotation, cellular component: membrane. Bases 91 to 726 code for a protein of 211 amino acids. The record is from RefSeq and is a predicted model, not a curated record.